Rhopalosiphum padi (bird cherry-oat aphid) is the source of this 1455-nucleotide messenger RNA. RefSeq names its product piggyBac transposable element-derived protein 3-like. NCBI's taxonomy places the organism in Eukaryota, Metazoa, Arthropoda, Insecta, Hemiptera, Aphididae. The record is from RefSeq and is a predicted model, not a curated record. The coding region runs from base 1 to 1455 and encodes 484 amino acids. The transcript is spliced from 5 exons.
AUGUCUAAUCUAAAAGAUUUUGAAAUUAGUGAACUACUUGAUGGAAAUAAUUCCGAUUGUCCAUACUUUGAUUCUGACGAAGAUGACAAUAAGUCAAGCAGUAAUCGAAAUGAAGGACAUUUUCUGAUCGAAGAAUUUGAAGACCUCAUGGCCGAUUUAGAAAAACAAAGUUUUAAUAAUGAUUUGGACUACGAGUAUUUGAAUACAGAUGACGCAGCAAAUUUUCUGGAAGAGUACAAUGAUUAUAUGCCAGCAAUAAUCAAUACUGAAUCACUGAAUGAUAAUUUGGUAAAUAUUCAAUUAUCUUCUAAACAUGAGAUUAAAUGGGAAAGAUUGCCUUUUUCUAAUAGUAAAAAACCCAUAUUAAAUGACAUUUUACCUGACGUAUCCGAUUAUUAUGAGAUUCAAGCUCCUUUGGUGUAUUUUAAUCGUUAUUUCAAUGACGCAGAAAUUGAAAAAAUGGCAGAAAUGACCAACAGGUAUGCAAUUCAAAAUGGAUCAUCAUGGAAUAAACCUACUGAUAUAUGGGAAAUAAAAACAUUCAUUGCUCUUCAUAUUCGUAUGGGUUGCUUAAAAUACCCUAGGGUACGAAUGUAUUGGGACACUACUUUAGGUUUAUCUAAUUUUAGCCAAUAUAUGACAGUUAAUCGAUUUUUCUCGCUAAGAACAAAUUUUCAUGUUGUUGAUAAUUUAACAUUGUCAAAUGACAAUAAAGAUCGAUUUAAAAAAUUUAGACCUAUGUAUGACUGUGUUAGAAAAAGAUGUAAGCAAUUAAUUGUCGAGCGUAAUAUUUCAAUCGACGAACAAAUUGUUCCAUUCACGGGAAAAUUAAAUAUAAAACAGUACUGCAAAGGAAAGCCAAACCCGUGGGGAGUAAAAAUAUACGUUAUGUGUGGAUCAAGUGGAACUAUUUACGAUUUUUUACUUUAUCAAGGAUCCGCCACUGAAUUUGAUAUUCCUCCUCAAAUACAAAAACAAGUUGGGAUGGGCGGAAGUGUCGUAUUAACUCUGACACAAGAUUUGGAAAAAAACAAACAUUUGACAAAAAGUAGAGGUAGACCAAGUAGCAGUACUCCGAAAAAUUCACCACAGACAAAAAAGAAAAAAAAAGAGCCAUUACCACAUGAAGAAACACGAAAAGAUUUAAUUGGACACUUACCAAUGUAUAAUAACAAUAAAUUACGUUGUAAAAAAGAAGGUUGCGGCGCGAAAACUCAUGUGUAUUGUAAAAAAUACAACAUACCCCGAUCAAAUGUUAGUAAUUUGAGAGAUAUGGAUAAAAACAAUAGUGAUGAUGGGGAUGUAUCAGAAAAGUUAUUGGCCACUUCUGAAGUUAAUACUGAUUUACCAUUAAUAAACAAUCAAGAAAUCAAUUUACUAACAAGAUAUGAGAACAUUGAAAACAGUGAUAAUAGAUCUGAAUUUCUAGAGAAUAUUUCCAUCAUAAAUAACUGA